UUAGGGCUUAAGAGAAAAGAGAGAAUGCAAGCGCUGCUCGUCCGCGUCGCGAGGACGGCGACGGGGCAGCUAUGGGGGAAUGCGUCUCGCCGAUCGAAAUUUACCUUGAAUCACAGCGAAUCUGGCGGCGUGGAUGCGUUCUUCGAAGCGGGGCGAGGCCCCGAUCCAAAAAAGGGGGACUACUGUGGAAGGAGCUGGCGCACCGAGGAGUUGCGGAUUAAAUCGUGGGACGAUCUCCACAAGCUGUGGUAUGUUCUCUACAUCGAGAAGAACAUGCUCAUGUCCCAAGUUCUCAUGCUCAAGUCGCAAAACAUUAAAAUCGCUGCCAGGGACCGGAUUGACAAGGUGAAGCUGUCAAUGCAUAGACUCAAGCACGUCCUCUCCGAGAGAGCUCUCGCGGAAAAGGAUCGAAGAAAGAGGAACGUUCUCAAGAAGCUUGUCAAUGGCCGAUGAUCAAACCAGUGUUUUCGUCAUUCUCCGGCAAGAGUUUUUUUUAUAGAAUUUUUCUCUCGAGCUCGAUCUGGGAAAGCUUGGAAAAAACUCACCAGUGGUGUGCGAGGUACUUGUACACUUCGUUGCUUUAUUCCCGUUCUUCCCGUUCUUUGUGCU
Selaginella moellendorffii is the source of this 609-nucleotide messenger RNA. RefSeq names its product 54S ribosomal protein L4, mitochondrial. Gene Ontology annotation, molecular function: structural constituent of ribosome. Bases 25 to 453 code for a protein of 142 amino acids. The record is from RefSeq and is a predicted model, not a curated record. NCBI's taxonomy places the organism in Eukaryota, Viridiplantae, Streptophyta, Lycopodiopsida, Selaginellales, Selaginellaceae. The transcript has 3 exons. Gene Ontology annotation, cellular component: mitochondrial ribosome; mitochondrial large ribosomal subunit. Gene Ontology annotation, biological process: mitochondrial translation.